This is a messenger RNA of Esox lucius (northern pike), 1201 nucleotides long. Its product is annotated as pyridoxal phosphate phosphatase-like. The transcript is spliced from 2 exons. Gene Ontology annotation, cellular component: cytoplasm. NCBI's taxonomy places the organism in Eukaryota, Metazoa, Chordata, Actinopteri, Esociformes, Esocidae. Gene Ontology annotation, molecular function: phosphatase activity. Bases 175 to 1095 code for a protein of 306 amino acids. The record is from RefSeq and is a predicted model, not a curated record.
UAGCUACUUUUUUAAUCAAAAUGUUCGUGACCCGGAAGUGUUGCUCACAAGACUCCAAUGUUUGGUUAACAUGACAUAUCGAUUAGGUGGCAUUUCACUUGACCACACAAAGACAUGGCCAAAAUGACAAUAUUCACCACGAAAGGGUGAACGAUUUCCGAUUGAUCAUUCAGAAUGGCCGGCUUCAAGGGAUGUCGUAAGAUUGGAGGCUCUCAAAUAAGAAAUCUACUCAAAGCAAAAGAUGUGUUUCUUUUUGAUUGCGAUGGUGUGAUAUGGCAUGGAGAGAAAGCAAUAACUGGUGCGCCGAAGGUGGUGAGUACUUUAUUAAAACAGGGCAAAAACGUAUUUUUCGUUACAAACAAUUGUACCAAGCUGCGGGAGAAUUACGUCAAGAAAUUCUACCGUCUGGGAUUUACUGAUGUUAUGCAAGAUCAUAUAUUCAGCUCCUCGUACUGUCUGGCGCUUUACCUGCGAGAUGUGGCUAAGGUUCAAGGCAAGGUGUUUGUCAUAGGUGGAGAUGGAGUGCGUAGUGAACUGCACAAAGCUGGCAUUCCUUUCGUUGGUGACGAAGAUGACACGCCUGAUGCCACAAUAUUUAACUGCGGGUUGGCUUCAGAUGUCAAAGCGGUCCUUGUUGGACAUGAUGACAAGUUUACCUUCCUCAAAUUAGCGAAGGCCUCCUGCUAUCUUCGGGAUCCAGAUUGCCUGUUUUUGGCCACUGAUGCAGACCCCUGGCACCCACUGCAGAAUGAUAGGAUACUACCAGGUUCGGGUUGUUUGACAGCAGCCCUGGAGGUGGCCUCAGGCCGGAAGGCCACAGUGAUUGGCAAGCCCAGCCCUUUCAUGUUUCAGUGCAUUUCCAGCCAGUUCAGAGUGGACCCAGCCCAGUGCUUGAUGGUGGGCGACCGCCUGGAGACAGACAUGCUGUUCGGGACCCACUGUGGCCUGGAUACAAUGCUCACACUCACAGGAGUCUCUCAGAUGAAGACUGCUCAGGAAUACAAAGAGAGUGAUCACUCCAUAAACCACAGCUGUGUGCCAGACUAUGUUGUGGAUACUAUUGCUGACUUCUUACCUGCAUUUGAGGAAGACUGACUUUGUCUUUCAGAUGUUGUUUCUUUUCAAUUCAGCUAUGCUGUGGUACUCCUUUGUUGUGAAAGUGUGCAAAACGUAAUAAACAAGGCAGUUAGAAGUUACUUUA